Molecule: messenger RNA, 2136 nt
Organism: Clarias gariepinus (North African catfish)
Lineage: Eukaryota; Metazoa; Chordata; Actinopteri; Siluriformes; Clariidae
Gene: gpt
Product: glutamic--pyruvic transaminase
Exons: 11
Coding region: 125-1729 (534 amino acids)
Biological process (GO): biosynthetic process
Molecular function (GO): pyridoxal phosphate binding; L-alanine:2-oxoglutarate transaminase activity
Source: RefSeq, a predicted model, not a curated record
GUGCUGCAUUUUAAUCGAGUUGUGCGUCUGUUACGAGCUUUAAAUACGCAAGAAUUGAUUUAAAAAGAAAGAAACAACAAAAUAAUAAUAAUAAUAAGAACAAUAAGAACAAAGCGCAGCAACAAUGUUGCCAUGCACAUGCGGGAGACUCGUCGCGCGCCGUGUGAUGAUGAUGACUUGUUCUCCUUUCUGUCCUCCUCCUCUCGGGUGUCCCGUCAGGACUUUCUCUACAGGUCAGAGCCGACUCGCGUGGGGGAAGAUGGCCGAGAACCACUCACUCAGCUCGCGCAGGAAGGUGCUCACCCUCGACACGAUGAACGCCAACGUGAAGAAGGUGGAGUACGCGGUGCGGGGACCCAUCGUGCAGCGCGCCGUGGAGCUGGAGAAGCAGCUCAGAGAGGGAGUGAAGAAGCCCUUUGACGAGGUCAUCAAGGCUAACAUCGGAGAUGCCCAUGCCAUGGGACAGCAGCCCAUCACCUUCUUCAGACAGGUGUUGGCACUCUGCACGUAUCCAGAUCUGCUAGAUGAUAACAAGUUUCCUGAUGAUGCUAAAGAUCGUGCGCGACGCCUUCUGAAGGCUUUUGGAGGAAGCAGCAUCGGCUCCUACUCUGCGAGUCAGGGUAUCGACUGCAUUAGGCAUGACGUUGCCCGCUACAUCGAGCGUCGUGACGGCGGCAUCUCUUGUGACCCGGACAACAUCUAUCUGACCACAGGCGCCAGCGACGGCAUCGUAACCAUGCUGAAGUUGCUGACGGCGGGCGAGGGUCGUACCCGUACCGGCGUGAUGAUCUCCAUCCCUCAGUAUCCCCUGUAUUCGGCCGCGUUAGCCGAACUGGGCGCCGUGCAGAUUAACUACUACCUGAACGAGGAGAAGUGCUGGAGUCUGGACAUCGCCGAGCUGCAGCGCUCCCUACAGGCCGCUAGGGAGUACUGCAACCCGCGUGUCUUGUGCAUCAUCAACCCAGGCAACCCAACAGGUCAGGUACAGAGCAGGCAGUGCAUCGAGGACGUGAUCCGGUUCGCUGCCAAAGAACAUCUCUUCCUGAUGGCUGACGAGGUGUAUCAGGAUAACGUGUACGCCGAGGGUUGCGCCUUCCACUCGUUUAAGAAGGUGUUAUUCGAGAUGGGCCCCGAAUUCUCCAACACAGUCGAGCUGGCCUCGUUCCAUUCCACCUCCAAGUGUUACAUGGGAGAGUGUGGUCUACGAGGUGGCUAUAUGGAGGUAAUCAACGUGGACCAGGAGGUGAAGGCUCAGCUCACUAAGCUGGUAUCUGUCCGUCUGUGUCCCCCUGUGCCAGGGCAAGUGCUCAUGGCCCUGGUGACCAACCCUCCUCAGCCUGGAGAGCCAUCACACGCUCAGUUCUUGAAGGAGCGCACGGCCACACUGAAUGACCUGGCACAGAAGGCCAAGCUGACCGAGGACAUUCUGAACACGGUGCCCGGGAUCAGGUGUAACCCUGUGCAGGGGGCCAUGUACUCCUUCCCUCGCAUCACACUACCUGAUCGAGCUGUAAAGGAAGCAAAGGCGAAAGGCCAGGAACCUGAUAUGUUCUACUGUAUGACGCUCCUGGAUGAGACCGGGAUCUGUUUGGUGCCUGGCAGCGGGUUUGGGCAAAAAGAUGGAACCUAUCAUUUCAGGAUGACGAUCCUACCCCCUGCUGAUAAACUCACCAUUUUGCUCAACAAAGUGAAAGAGUUUCAUCGGCGAUUCACCGAGCAGUACUCCUAACACCUUCGCUCAACUUCCUCAACCGGUUAACCACCCAAGUGCCUGAACCUCCAGAGACACCCUGGUGGACAUGAGCCUUUAAUAUUUGCCUUUUCCACAGACUGGUUUUAGCAUACUGGUGUGUUAACCAUAAGAGUUAGAUUAGUAGCACUACGCAGGGAAAGAAAGUUUGCUUUCUAAUAGACUAUUAUAUGAAACAGAUGAAAUGCGGCAAAUGGUGUGCAUGCGUGCGUGCAUGUGUGUAUGUUUUAAGGAUGUAUAUGUUGGUUAAGGGACUUUUAGCCAAGUAAUUGCCACUGGACAAAGCUUAGUCUUGCACUGGUAAUUAAAGUAGAAUGUGAUAUUAAUUGUUUAUAUAAGCCUUUUAAUUAUUUUAAUGUAAUAAAUCAGAUAAUUUUACAGUAAAA